AUGCAUCAUCUGGGUUAUGCAUUUAAAAUGGACGAAAUACCGGUGUUUCCCAUAAUUGGAGACUAUGAUGUGAAUCCACCAAAACAGAUGGCUGUCAACAUGUGGGACUCGUCAAGGGAUACAUGGUGUAACGCACUGGCUGGACGUGGUCGUCCAUGGGAAAGUUUGAUUAAGAAGGCGGUGGCCAGUAUCAGUAGGGAAAAAGGACUACCUAUCGUCGACUUCAAAUCAGCCUGCUAUCAUUCAAUACUGAUCAACUCAAAUCCGAAAGUGCUGGUGCUCGGAUUGAACAGUCUGUUGUGGUAUUCGAACAAUUUAUUGGCAAACGAGAGUAUCCCGGAUCCGAUGAAUCAAUUUGUCUGGAUCGAGCAGAGUUUGAAAUGGGCUCAAAAAGAACAAGUCAAGGUGAUUAUUGCCACACAUAUUGCACCGGGGAUUAAUGAAUUUCAAUCUGAUGCUCAGUUGCAUUUGCUCAAGUCUUACAAUGAUCGUCUGAUUGAGAUCACGCGCAUGUACGCGGAUGUGAUUGGCACGAUUGUCGCCGGACACGAUCAUACGGACACGUUUCGAGUUCUGUUAGACAACAAAUCUGAGCAACACAAGUUUGAUGAUGAUGAUGAUGAUGAUGAUGAUGAUGAUGAUGAUGAUGAUGAUGAUGAUGAUGAUGACUCGGAUGAUGAUGAUGAUGAUGAUAGUGAUCAAGUAGAAUUUAUUAGAGGAAUCGAAACUAUCGGCGUAAUGUUCAUAAUUGUGCUAGGAAUACGUGUACAUGCUCAGGCAGAAGAAUCUGACUCGUCUCGAGGACAAAAUUUGCAUAUCGUAUUCCCGUUAUCCUGUUAUGGACAGCCUAAAACAUAUCACCCGGUCAGUUCAAUCUUUUUGACGCCAUCCAUGAAUCCGAAAUCGAUUCCGGGCGUUGGAACAAACAAUCCUCGUAUUCGUCAGUACAAAUACAGUCGUAAGACGGGACAAAUCUUGAAUUAUCGUCAAUUUUGGCUCAAUCUGGGACAGCAACACCCGCAGUGGGAAUUGGAAUAUUCGGCCCAAGAAGCUUACCAAUUGUCCGACUGUUCUCCACGGUCGCUCGCAAAAUUGCUGGAUCAAUUCACUGUGAAAGAUGAUGGCGGUAAUGGAAUGUGGGAAGUGUACUGGAAUCACACGCUUGGAGGCAGACCGCAUGAAACAACAGCCUGGUUGACGCAGGAUGGCCGAUGUCCGAAUGCGGAUAGUCUAUGUCGUUGCAAUCUGAUUUGUUCGGAUCGACAUUUGGAUUCCACGAAGCUGAAUGAUUGUAGAGAGUUUUGUCGCGCCUCCAACCGACCUCGCUUACCGACCAUUGAAGAAUUGCAACAGGCUACUGAGGUCCAGACGGCAUCGGGUAUGAUUGCGGGUGUGACCGUGGCGGUGUUGUGCCUGGUGGCUGCUGGUGGAGCCGGUGGUUACUACUUCUUCUACCACCGGAAACGGUCAAACAAUCAUUAA
Molecule: messenger RNA, 1482 nt
Organism: Echinostoma caproni
Lineage: Eukaryota; Metazoa; Platyhelminthes; Trematoda; Plagiorchiida; Echinostomatidae
Source: the annotation of a GenBank genome assembly